CUGGCCGGCCCCCCACGCGAGCGCGCCGCCGGAGCCCGGCGGAGCCCCGAGCCGCCCCCGCCGUCGCUGCAGGCGCGGGGCCCCAGGGCGCUGGGCGCGGGACGGCGUCCGGAGCUGGCUGGGGCGCUCGGGCCUCGGCCGCGCGGCGGGAAGGAGGCCGCCCCUCGGGGCCGCGGGCUCGCUUGCGCCUCGGUGCUCGGCGCGCCGGACUCCGAGGGCAGCGCGGAGGAGGACGAGGACGCCGCUGACUACUACGAGAACCUGCCCGGCGGCUCCCGGUCCGCGCCGGAGCCCGAGGGGGCGGGGGCGGAGCGGUGGCCCCCGCCUCCCCCGGCGGCGGGCUCCUCCCCGGGGGCGGAGGGCGGCCGCCGGGAGACGGGCAGGCUGCAGACCCAGUUGCGAGAGGCCUAUCAUCUGCUGAUCCAGGCUAUGCACGACCUGCCCCCCGACGCGGGCGCGCGGCGGGGCUGGGCGGAUCGCUGCUGCCCCGCGGGAGCCCGGGCUCCGGGCCAGCCGCCUUCCGCCAGCGGCGCGGCGGACCGCCGAGCCGGCCCCCGAGACUGGGAGCGGGGAGCCCGGGGCCGCCCUUGGCAGCAGGUGUCCCUGCCCUGGUCGCCUCUGCGGGAGCCGUGGAGAGGCCGCCUGCGGACUCCUCGGAUGCGUCCGUCCUGCAGCAGAAGCCUCGAGAGCCUGCGGGUAGGUGCCAAGCCCGCUCCCUUCCAGCGGUGGCCGAGCGACAGCUGUAUCAGGUGCGGCGCGCGCGGGGACCGGGACGAGCCCCCGCCACGUGGAGGCGGGAUGGACGGCUGGCGUGGAGGCGGCGCGCCGGCCGCGAGUCCCCGCUCCAAGGACCCCGGCCGUUCCGCGGGAAGCACUUUAGGGGAUCCUGCUGGCUCCCCUGUGAUCUGCAGCAAAGGAGACGACCCAGAGGGGCUCCCCUUCCUGAAGCCGCCCGCGGUGACCGUCAAGAAGCUGCAGAAGUGGAUGUACAAAGGGCGCCUGCUGUCCCUGGGCAUGAAGGGUCGCGCCGGUGGGACACCCUCCAAAGUCACGGGAGCGCAGGACGCCUCUCCCAGUCCGGGAGCUUUGAAAAUGCGUGAAAGCCAAGUCCUCUCGGUGCCCCCAGACGAAAGAAUUACGCUGACAGAUUUAUUUGAAAAUGUUUAUGGUUCUACAAUGAAGAGAAGAGAACUUGAUGAUUUGAAGGGUAAUAUUGGAUUCAGAGAUCAUAAGCCACUUAACAGUAUCACUGUGUCAAAGAAACGCAAUUGGCUAUAUCAGAGUACUCUGCGAUCUUUCACUUUGGAGGAAGAAGAAAAUAAGAAAUACCAACAUAUAAGCCAUUUACCCAUCUCACCUGCCUCUCCACGUAAACCUCAGCUAUCACAACCUUUCCUCAAAUCAUCUGAAGAGUAUUGUAGGUAUGUGAUGUGUAAUGAUACAGAUUCUUCGUUAUCAAGAAACUGUUCUUUAGACUUUAAUGAGGAAAAUGAUGCAGAUGAUGAAGGGGAAAUAUGGUACAACCCCAUUCCUGAGGAUGAUGACGUUGGUAUAGCAAAUGCUUUGAGUUUGGGUGAGGCAAACUCUGCUGUUCUGAAGUUUCCUGCUGUCAGUUUGCGAGUAUUAGCCAGUGGCAACCUACUAAAAGCAGAGCCGCAUCCUGACGACGUGCUGUGCUCUUCUGAACACACAGGCAGUGUUCAGACCACACAGUCAAAUGCAAUGAAGCCUGUAGAUUCGAUCCAUUCCACAGAAUUUGUGCAGCAGUACAAGCAAAGGCUUGGACACAAGACACAAGACGGUAUAAUGGUGGACAACAAUCCCAUGUUGAAAUCUCCGUUUGCAGGUCCCGGGAUCCUAGCUGCUACAAAUAAGACUGAAUUGGGUGUUUUAGAAUCAUCUUCUCCAAGCCCUAGCCUUGUGAAAAAAGGCAGUUCGAUUAAUUGGUCUUUCCCGGAUAAAAUAAAAUCUCCACGCACUGUGAGGAAACUUUCCAUGAAAAUGAAAAGGUUGCCAGAACUUAGCCGAAAGCUGAGUGUUAAAGGAAACUUGAAUUACAUAAACAGUCCAGAUAAUACCCCUUCCUUGUCUAAAUGUGACUAUCAAGAAAUUCAUCAUACUGUUAUCCUGCCUUCUGGGAACACAACCACAGCUGCCAAGAGGAAUGUUAUAAGUCGGUACCACCUUGAUACCAGUGUGUCUUCUCAGCACAGCUAUCAGAAGAAACCCUCUCUGAGUUCUAAGUAUUCCUGCAGAGGUGGUUAUCUCAGUGAUGGAGAUUCGCCUGAACUCAUAACUAAAUCUAGCAAACAUGGACCUGAAAACAGAUUUGGGAAGGGAAAAGAAAUAAUUCCAAAUAGCUGUAGCAAGAGUGAAAUUGACAUUGAUGCUUUUAGACAUUAUAGCUUUUCUGAUCAACCUAAGUGUGCACAAUACAUAUCUGGGCUCAUGAGUGUGCAUUUCUAUGGUGCCGAGGAUUUAAAACCACCUCGGAUAGAUUCAAAAGAUGUCUUUUGCGCAAUCCAGGUAGAUUCAGUAAACAAAGCAAGAACUGCUUUGCUUACAUGUCGGACAACGUUUUUAGACAUGGAUCACACUUUCAACAUAGAAAUUGAAAAUGCUCAGCAUUUGAAGUUAGUAGUAUUUAGUUGGGAACCCACUCCAAGAAAAAAUCGAGUGUGCUGUCAUGGAACUGUUGUUCUCCCCACCUUAUUCAGAGUGACAAAGACACAUCAAUUGGCUGUCAAACUUGAACCUAGAGGCCUUAUUUAUAUAAAAGUGACUCUUUUGGAACAGUGGGAGAAUUCUCUUCAUGGACUAGAUAUAAAUCGAGAACCAGUAAUGUUUGGUGUUGAUAUUCGAAAAGUUGUAGAGAAAGAAAAUACAGGAUUGAUGGUGCCACUCCUGAUACAGAAAUGUAUUAUGGAAAUUGUAAAGAGAGGCUGCCAGGUAGUAGGCCUGUACCGAUUAUGUGGUUCGGCAGCAGUCAAGAAAGAACUUCGGGAGGCUUUUGAGAGAGAUAGCAAAGCUGUUGUUCUGUGUGAAAACCAGUACCCAGAUAUAAAUGUAAUAACAGGUGUUCUUAAGGAUUAUUUAAGAGAACUUCCUUCUCCGCUGAUAACAAAGCAGCUUUAUGAGGCUGUAUUAGACGCAAUGGCUAAAAAUCCCCUGAAAAUGUCAUCCAACAGUUGUGAGAACGAUCCAAGUGACUCUAAGUACACCGUGGGCCUGUUGGACUGCCUGCCUGAUGUUGAGAAGGCAACCCUAAAGAUGUUGUUGGAUCAUUUGAAAUUGGUGGCUUCUUACCAUGAAGUGAAUAAGAUGACCUGCCAGAACUUGGCUGUGUGCUUUGGACCAGUAUUACUAAGUCAGAGGCAAGAGACUUCCAACCACAACAACAGAGUCUUCACCGAUUCAGAAGAACUUGCAAGUGCUUUGGACUUUAAAAAACACAUUGAAGUUCUUCAUUACUUACUUCAGCUCUGGCCAGUGCAACGUUUACCUGUCAAAGAAUCGCCAGAACAGAAGUCUUCUCUGAAUUAUUUGAGGAAGAAGAAGGAACGACCUCAGAUGUUAAAUUUGAGUGGUACCGAUUCAUCAAGAGUACUUAGGCCACGGCACACCAGGUUAGACAGUCCACUUAGCAAUCGUUAUGCAGGAGACUGGAGCAGCUGCGGAGAAAACUACUUUUUAAAUACAAAAGAAAAUUUAAAUGACGUGGAUUAUGAUGAUGUCCCUUCAGAAGAUGGAGAAAAUUGCAGCAAAAUGUAUGGACCCGAUAUAAUGAUUAAACAGCCAAUUCCCUUGUCCAAAGAGUGCACAUUUCAGACAUAUUUGACAAUGCAGACAAUUGAGUCUACAGUGGAUCGAAAAGUCAAUCUCAAAGAUCUACAAGAAAGUAUUGAUACAUUGAUUGGAAAUCUGGAGCGUGAGCUCAACAAAAACAAGCUUAGUAUGAGUGUUUGAGAAUUUUUAUUUUUUCAUAAUGUUUAAAGUUUCAAAUCUUUCUCACAAGGGAUGUUUUUAUUUUUUUUUAUUCUUGAAGCCUUCAGUUAAUUUCUAAUAAGUUAAUGUGAUUCAAUUAAAAAUACUCAUAUUCACCAAUAUAAUUUUUACUUACCUUAUUAGAAAAUUUUACUUGGGGUAAAGAUAACUUGGACUUCUUGGAUAUAUUUUAAUAAAUCUUGCCAAUUCUUUGGAGAUAACUUUAAAUGCACUUACAGCAUUCACAUAAGUUAUUAGCCCCUCACAAUUUUUGUACUUUAUAGGAACUGCUCUUCUGUAGCUGAAACAGAUGUUCCUUUUAGAGGAAUAUUGCAGCUGCUCAGUUGGAUUUGCAGUAUGAGUACACUGCAACACCACUUGAUCACAUUUCAUUUGCAAUGCAAAUGCUGCUAUAUAAGAACCUUUUUGUAAAUGAAAGUAAAAAGUAUACAAAUAUUAAUGUAUUCUGUAUUAACAGUAAUUAUUUAAGCUUAUGGAAAUUAAAUAUUUUUAUAAUCCUGAAAAUAUGUAUAUAUUUAUAAGUGCAUAUAUGUGUAGCUAUUAAUGGGGGGAAGGAUUGGUUGCAGAAUCACAUGUAUCUUUAAAAUAUAUGUCAUGAGGCCAAAAUCAUUAGCUUAAGAAUGUUAUUUUCAGGGAAAGAACAUUUAAGUCAAAGGAGGAAUUGCAUAGAAACAAAUGAACCAAAAUACUAGAUGCAUCUGAGUAGAAUAGUAGACUAUAUUUGGUUUCCAGAAAGUCACAAUAUCCCCAGUGAGAAGUCAUCUUUUAAAGUGAAAUUCUCUAACUGAAAGGAUUAAGUGUCCAGAUUUCUGCACUGGUGACUUAGGUUAUAAAAAUGUUCACCUAUUCUAUGGAUAUUUAAGUUCUGCUUAAAAAAAAGUAAUUAUGCAUAAAACAUAUUUAUUUGUAAUAGUACGUUUAUAACAUUGACUUUAUAAUUACUCUCACUUGUUUCUAAAAAAUCUUGCCAACAUACUACAUGUUACUGAUUUUUAAAAAUUAACUUAUUUUGGCUAAGUAUAUCUACAGGGUAGUCAUUAUAGCAAUCACAGCAGCGUUUGAAUGUACAUUUAAAAGCGUUUUGUUUUAUUAAAUUGGAAUGUAUUUUUUAAAACUUUUAUAUCUAUGGUAUGUAUAAUUUUAAAAUUAUAAAUAAAAUUUGAAUUACCAACUUAAACAUGUAGCAGCCAUUAGGAAACCAGACUUCUUGAUGUUUUUCUAAAUAUUAAAGUAUUUAACUAUUUCUUUGCAAUACACAUUGGUAAAUAGAGCACCUUUUUAUUUCAUUUGAAUACUUGUUUUUUAAAUACCCAGAUAAAAAGCUGUUUUUAUGUGAAAUUUUCAAUUGUUAAGCUUUUGUAUAACAAUCUAGAAGAAUACCAAAAGAAUAUGUGAUAGGAAUAUGUUCUGAGUAAAUAGCCAAAAGAAAUGUACCUUAAAUAAUUUGUAGGAAGGCUAUCUCAGUCUUCUUCCUCCUGUUUGCUAUAUCAUGUACAGCGUAUGCAAUAAGUUGUUCCAAAAAUGUAAAACUUUUAUUAAAAUACUAUAACCUUGGUGUCA
Eptesicus fuscus (big brown bat) is the source of this 5565-nucleotide messenger RNA. It is a transcript of the gene SYDE2, whose product is annotated as synapse defective Rho GTPase homolog 2. The transcript is spliced from 7 exons. Gene Ontology annotation, biological process: signal transduction. The record is from RefSeq and is a predicted model, not a curated record. Lineage: Eukaryota; Metazoa; Chordata; Mammalia; Chiroptera; Vespertilionidae. The coding region runs from base 430 to 3966 and encodes 1178 amino acids.